Dicrocoelium dendriticum is the source of this 699-nucleotide messenger RNA. NCBI's taxonomy places the organism in Eukaryota, Metazoa, Platyhelminthes, Trematoda, Plagiorchiida, Dicrocoeliidae. The record is from the annotation of a GenBank genome assembly.
AUGCUAGGUCUGAUGCAGUUUCUUAUGAACCGUUAUUACAUAUGCUUGGAAAGUAAACCUCUGCUCACAUUAUAUGCUGGCAUGCGUGCAUCCUCCAUCUCAGUCAACAUUUGCUUAACCAACUUGCAUGAUAUUUUUGGUGUUACAUUUCGAAGACCCAAUACUUCCCACGGAAUAACAAAGGAGUAUUCUGAAGGUGAGGGACGGUCUAGUUACCCCCUCGAUACUGAUACCGUAGUGUCCGUUGAUCUGUCAAAGUCCAAUUAUCUAAGUGGAUACAAAAUCGAAUUAAUUGCUGAAAACUUGGCAGCAGAUAAUUUCUUUGAUACAAAACCAGUGCGAAUGAAGAACCAUCGGAAAAUAAUUUCAAAGCGUUCAAGCAUUCUUCAGAUGAACGGUGCACUUACUUUAGAGCCAAACCGUGAACUCGUUUUUGAAGGGAUACUGGAUAAACCCAUAUCAUCCACAGUCCGCCUGACCAAUGACAGCAUCGAUAAUGUUUACUUCCACGUUCGAGCUGCAUCCAGUGACCUCCAGAUUCGUCCGGAUUCAGGCAUUCUUAAAUCCGGAGAGAAGGAAGAGAUAACAGUCUUCUGGAAGCCAAUGGAAUGGAACUAUACAGAUGUUUUACGUGAUCGAAUUAUUAUAAAAUCAUCAAGAAUGUAUAACGGACAAUCCUUUAAAUAUGGAGAAUGGUAG